GGUGUCAUGUGUUUUUUUUAUUAUCUAAAUCUUACAUGUCUCGUGAUUGGUGGUUUAUGAUAAUAACUGUCAGGAGUUUAUUCACGUGAGACGCAGCCUUUUAUUGCCCCUGUUGGUAAUGUAAUUCCUAGAUUUUACACCUCAACAUCUCCUGUUUGCAAGGACGGCUGCUCUUAAGAUUACAUUUAGGAUGGCGGAUUCAAAACAAGUGUUUGCUAUUUGUAUGUUACUGGCUACAAUCAGCUGUGUUUUGUGCGCGCGUGAAUGCAUCCCUGUGCACGGAUACGAGAGCUGCGCGUGCUAUUUUCCAGCAGUUAAUGACACAAGGAGAUAUGUCAACCUUCUUCCACUUAAGAUAAAUUCUUCUUCGCCAAGAUUUACCAGUAAGACAGAAAACGAUUGGUACAUAUCUUAUAGUCCAUGUGGUGAAUUCAGUGCGUUUGUUGGGGAAAACAGCACAGGCACCACCUCUUGUUCAAAGACUUCAGUUGCCAGAUGGACCAACUUAUCUGCUCACCAGUGUGAUAGUUUAGGUGAUGAGGCCAGUGGAAAAUUUGAAAUGGAUGUUCACAAUGAAUUCAUCAAGUCAAAUCUAACUCUUAAAUUCAGGGAUGAGAGAAGUGGACAUAGGGCUGUGAUAUCAUUGAUUUGCAAUUACUCUUUACCACAAAAUGAGACUUUCUUUGAAUAUGUUAACACCAGUAAUAUCCAAGUGGAUACUUACUAUUUAUCAUUAACCAGUGAAUGCUGUUGUCCUGGAAAAUGUGGAAUUCCACCAGAAAUCCCUUACACUCUAGAGAUACCCACAGGUUCGUCGUCCAAGUCUACGGGAGGCCUUGAAAAAUGGCAAAUAGCUGUGAUAGUGGUCGGAGGUGUCCUUCUUUUACUCUUGAUCGUAUCUUUGGUGUUUUUUUGCGGCAAAAAGAGACGAGCAUACCAGACGAUUUAAAGAAAAUGGGGUGUCCUUCUGACAGUAUCAAACUACAGAACUUGCUAAAGAAAAGAAAAAAAAAACAAUCAUAGAAAUUUAGGCGCAUGGAUUGCUCGGCGCCGAAUCGAAGGGUGUAUUUGAACACCCAGAUGACUCGAAAUCGCAGGGAAUUGAUAGGAUUCUCCUCUUUAGAGCUGUGAUGAUCCUGGUGCGUCAGUCUCUUCGGGGUGGGAGGGGGGGGACGGGGGUGCAUUCAGGGCCCUAUCAGAAACCGGAAGACCGCACGUUAUUUAUACAGACCAAGAGUUCGAUGUCAAUUGAGAGAACAGUGGAAAGUAACACUUAAUAAUAGAAAAACUAAACAAAAUAUUUUUAUGGAAAUAAUCGAAGGGCCAAAGCCAAGGACCGGCACAGCUACAGUACAAGGAGUGAAAAGGGGAGGAAAAGUUCCAUUAACCUAUUUAUUUAUUUUUUUUUUUUUUUCAAUGUUUAUAUCAAUAGAGAGUGGUUUGCAAGUAUUACAUAAUUCCCUCCCGUGGAUUUUAUAAUUUUGCAGCGACAUACCUGCAAUGUGUAAUGCUAUUACAAAUCUGAACUUGUUUACUGAGAAAAGAAAGGUCGAGAGUUCUUCAAGAGUGUAGAAUAUGGGCUCUAGUACCUUAAACAAUUUGUUGGAGUCGCCUAACGUAAAUGAUUAAAGAAUGAUUUGUUAACUGUU
Messenger RNA from Stylophora pistillata, 1649 nucleotides. RefSeq lists its product as uncharacterized. Lineage: Eukaryota; Metazoa; Cnidaria; Anthozoa; Scleractinia; Pocilloporidae. The record is from RefSeq and is a predicted model, not a curated record.